Molecule: messenger RNA, 435 nt
Organism: Cryptomeria japonica (Japanese cedar)
Lineage: Eukaryota; Viridiplantae; Streptophyta; Pinopsida; Cupressales; Cupressaceae
Product: mavicyanin-like
Exons: 2
Coding region: 1-435 (144 amino acids)
Cellular component (GO): plasma membrane
Molecular function (GO): electron transfer activity
Source: RefSeq, a predicted model, not a curated record
AUGGCAACGAAACAAAUGGUUUCCAUUAUAGCGCUUGCCUUUGUAUUAUCAAUAAUUACAGUCUCGGACAUCGUGAAUGCUGGAGCACCAUUUGUUAUUACAGUGGGUGACGAGAAAGGAUGGACGGUUGGCUUUGACUACCAAGCGUGGGCACAAAACAAACAAUUCUAUGUUGGAAACGCACUCGUGUUCAACUAUCCUCAGGGUGAUCACAACGUGAUAAUGGCGGUAAACGCCUCGGCAUUCGAGAACUGCUUACAUCAACCAAAUUGGGGAAUUUUGGAAAGCGGUGCUGACAGUUUAUUUUUGACAGCCCCUGGGGAUAUGUGGUUUUUCUGCGGAGUGCAGGAACAUUGCGAAAUGGGUCAGAAGCUCAAAAUAACAGUUACUGAAAGUUAUUUUUAUAAUCCACCUGCACCAGCACCAGAAGCAUAA